Molecule: messenger RNA, 1308 nt
Organism: Penicillium maclennaniae
Lineage: Eukaryota; Fungi; Ascomycota; Eurotiomycetes; Eurotiales; Aspergillaceae
Exons: 3
Coding region: 1-1308 (435 amino acids)
Biological process (GO): biosynthetic process
Molecular function (GO): pyridoxal phosphate binding; L-2-aminoadipate:2-oxoglutarate transaminase activity
Source: RefSeq, a predicted model, not a curated record
AUGGCUGUUCCCAUCGAGCCCAUCGAUUUACUUUGCGGUUGGCCCAACCCAGCGCUCCUCCCCGCCCCCGAUCUCCUCCGCUCCGCCACAACCGUGCUGACCGACCCCUGCAUUGCGCAUUCCGGUCUACUGUACGGCCCGGAUGAGGGCUAUGAGCCUCUUCGUGUCCACAUAGCCAAGUGGCUGGAGAACUGGUAUCAGCCUCGCGAGUCUAUUAACCCGCAUCGUAUUUGCAUCAGCGGUGGAGCCAGUCAGAACCUCGCGUGUAUCCUUUCCGUCUUUACCGACCCUCUAUACACCCGAAAUGUCUUUAUGGUCGAUCCGACCUACCACCUCGCUGGCCGCAUCAUGGAUGAUGCCGGUUUCGCCGGGCGAGUACGUGGGGUACCGGAAGAUGAUCAAGGAUUCGAUCUCCAGUUCCUCACCAAUCUGCUGGACGAAGCGGAGAGACGGGCGCAGGCAGAGGGAAAUACGGAACCGAAACUGAAACCUGCUCGGCCAUGGCGCAAGAUAUACAAAUAUGUCAUCUACGCCGUCCCCACAUUCGCCAACCCCUCCACCAAAAUCAUGUCUUUACAUCAUAGGGAAGAAUUAGUGCGCUUAGGUCGCAAGUAUGAUGCGCUACUGGUGACGGACGAUGUCUACGACUGCCUGCAAUGGUCAGCUACGCGCGGGGAGGAAGCGCCGAUACACGCGUGCCUACCCCGACUCGUGGACAUUGAUCGCUAUCUAGAUGGCGGCCUGGCAGACGAAUGGGGCCACGCAAUUAGCAACGGUAGUUUCAGCAAACUGAUCGGACCCGGGGCUCGCACUGGGUGGGCGGAGUCGACGGAAAAGGUUGCGUACGGAUUGAGUCAAGUAGGGUCGUCUCGGUCUGGUGGAGCUCCCUCACAACUAUGCUCAACUAUAAUCGAUCAACUGCUACCAUCGGGCUUCCUUGAAAAACACAUCUCGCAGGUCCUACAACCCGCAUAUGCAGAACGGUAUCACGAACUUUCUACCGCCAUCCAAAAAUAUCUAGUUCCACUUGGAGUCAAGGUUGCUACACCGUCUACAGAAGUCGCGGGCGGGUAUUUCAUCUGGAUUACCCUGCCAUACCCGCUCCGCGCGGCAGAAAUCGUGGCGAGGGCCCAGAAGGAACAAAAUCUGCGCCUAAUGUGUGGCGAUGUUUUCCAAGUGGCUGAUGAAACGUCGGGUCCAGCAGAUCGCUUUGGAGACUGCAUUCGCCUUUGCUUCGCGUGGGAAGAGCGGCGUCAUCUGACUGAGGGUGUGCGUAGGCUCGCACACGUCAUGCAGGCCGCUGUAUGA